Messenger RNA from Paralichthys olivaceus (Japanese flounder), 2476 nucleotides. Its product is annotated as saccharopine dehydrogenase-like oxidoreductase. NCBI's taxonomy places the organism in Eukaryota, Metazoa, Chordata, Actinopteri, Pleuronectiformes, Paralichthyidae. Gene Ontology annotation, cellular component: mitochondrion; plasma membrane; lipid droplet. The record is from RefSeq and is a predicted model, not a curated record. Gene Ontology annotation, biological process: glycolipid biosynthetic process.
AAGCAGAGACAGCAGCGUUGUUAAAAGCACAGACAGGCGGAUCGCUCCACCUCAGUCCGUCAGACCCACACAGAGGUGAGCUCCUCCAGCCUGCCUCCUGUCACCAUGGCACGCGUAGAGACGUCCUCCAGCAGGCCAUACCACCUGGUUAUCUUCGGAGCCUCCGGCUUCACGGGGCAGUUUGUGGUGGAGGAGGUGGCCCGGUCCGUGUCCGAGGGUCCGAAGGGGAACCUGAAAUGGGCCGUGGCCGGCAGGAGCAAGCAGAAGCUGGAAAAAGUUAUGGAGCAGGCCGCCGGGGUGCUGAGUAAACCUGAGCUGAGGUCAGAGGUAGACAUCAUCGUGGCAGAUGUAGGAGAACCAGACUCCCUGGCAGCCAUGUGCAAACAGGCAGUGAUUGUUCUCAACUGUGUGGGGCCUUACAGAUUCUAUGGUGAGCCGGUGGUCAAAGCCUGUGUGGAGAAUGGAGCUCACCACAUUGACAUCUGUGGAGAGCCUCAGUUUCUAGAGAGCAUGCAGUUAAACUACAGCAGCCAGGCAGCUGACAAAGGUGUUUACAUCAUCGGGAGCUGUGGCUUCGACUCCAUACCUGCAGACAUGGGAGUCCUCUACACCAGGGACCAGUUCAAGGGUACGCUCACUGCAGUGGAGAGCUUUCUGACCGUCGGCUCAGGACCUGAUGGCGGGUGUAUCCAUGAUGGCACAUGGCAGUCUGCUGUCUAUGGUUUUGCAGAUGGCCCGAAGCUGCAGAGUCUAAGGAGGAAGUUUAAUCACAAACCUCUGCCUACUGUUGGCUCCAAGAUAAAGCGCAGAGGAUCACUGUUCUUCAGUAAUGAGAUCCAGCAGUAUACGGUGCCCUUCAUGGGCUCUGAUCCCUCUGUUGUGAAGAGAAGUCAGCGAUUCCUGGCAGAGGAGCAUGAUGCCUCACCAGUUCAGUAUGGAGCUUAUGCAGGAAUUGGAGGCAUCGGCAGCAUAAUCAAGCUGCUGUUUGCUGGCAUGAUGUUCUGGUUACUGGUCAAGUUCAGCUUUGGGCGCAACCUGCUCAUCAAGCACCCAGAGUUCUUCUCCUUUGGAUUCUUCUCUAAGGCCGGACCAACUAGAAAGCAGAUGGAGGCCUCGUCCUUCCAGUUUGCAUUCUAUGGAGAGGGAUACACUGAGGGCGAGGACCCUUCGCAAGGGAAACCUAAUGCCAAGAUCCGUACCCUGGUUCAGGGACCAGAGUGUGGAUAUGUGGCCACACCCAUUGCCAUGGUACAAGCUGCUCUCACGAUCCUCAAUGAAUCCACAGCUUUGCCCAAGAAGGGAGGAGUCUACACUCCAGGAGCUGCGUUUGCAAAAACCACGCUGGUCGACCGCCUCAACAAACACGGCAUUCAGUUCUCCGUCAUCUAAAGUUAGUCCCCUCCCUGAGGCCGUACUCCAGGUUUUCCGAGCACUUACUAACAUGGAUAAUAAAAACUGGGAAGUUUAAACUUCAUGAGAGGGUAAUCUCUCAGAUUGAGUUCUAACAUCAUUGUGGUUAGUACUUUCAGCAUUUAUCCUUUUGGUUUGGUCAGAAACUUGCCAGUUUUCUCUUGGCUUGAAUGUACUAUUAACCCUCUGCUUUAAAGACAAACAGCAAGUGUAGAAGUGAAGGAACAAGUAUGUGUGAAGAGUUUUAAAAUGUCUCCAGUGACUCAUUGAAAAGAAGAUUUGGCCAGAAUUUAGUUCCCUCCCUGAUCAAUAUUUCUCUGACACUGUGACCAAUUAAAGAUGCUCCUCAGUUCUACAUGGUCAUGUGUGCGUCUGCCUUUACUCAAACAUGAGUAGAUGAUCAAAACUCUCCUGUUCCUUUUAAUUACCCAUAAUGUUAAACCAUAGUAUAGCAGGAAGAUGGCUUUAUAAUAUCACCUGUAAUGAUCACAGAUAAGACAGGACUGGAAAAGUAGGUUGAGAUCAGUGCAACAGAUAAACAUCUGUAACACAAAGAAAAGCUUCUUCUACAAUCUUUAGUUGUGUGUUGUCCUUGUUGCACACAGUAGCUUGAUGUUGUUGUUCUGGUUCAGUGAAGUGAAGCUGUCAAUAGACAAUUAGAAAUCUGCUGUGUGUGCACGUACAUGCUCGCCUUGCCUGGCCUAGUCCUCCUACUCUCUGGAAUGUUUGGGUUUUUUGUAGCUGAUUGUUGCUGCACUUCUUCUUUCCAGUGUUUGCUUUUUGAGCCUUGUCAGAAAAUGCAUCCAGCUGUUUGUGCACAAAACGGCAUGAGUUACUUCAUUAAACUGAACAGAUCCUCUGCUGUUUAGUUUACAGAUGUGUGUUCAAAGUUUGGGUUUGUUUGUUUGUUUGUUGGUCACAUGGACUGGACUUAUUUUCACCCACAUAGAAAAAGGUUGAUCUCAGUUCAGACUUGUUUUUGAGACUUUGAGCCUCAUGUGCAUGUGGCAGUUUUGAUGUGUUUUGCUUUGUACGGGCCUCGUAAAUAAAAUCAUCUCUGAUAACA